GCUCUCAGGCUGGGGAAGGAGGUUUGGGUCAGGGAGAAUUGGAACUGGGAUUUCAUGAUACUUGGGACCCAGGUCCGGACACGGACCAUCUGUGUGUCUGGGCUGAGGGCUGUGGUUGGAAACCUUCCCCAGGGACUGGGAACCUGGGCCCAGAGCCAGAUGGCACCACGGGUAAGUCUGGGAGGCCCGUCCCUGAGGCCCAGAGUCAAAUGCCACAUCUCUGAGGGUCAGAGGACCCAGAGGUUGGAUUGCAGAAGGCUCUGUCUUGGACGUGGUAUCUCUAGCCAGGGUUCCACGGCCCAAAGUGGGCAUUGCCCUCCGGGGUCCCCACCGCAGUUUCCCACCCUGUAGGCCCCGCAGGGCGCCCCCCGCCGCUGAGGAUGAGUCACUGCAGCAGCCGCGCCCUGACCCUGCUGAGCAGCGUGUUUGGCGCCUGCGGCCUGCUGCUGGUGGGCAUCGCGGUGAGCACCGACUACUGGCUGUACAUGGAGGAGGGCACGGUACUGCCGCAGAACCAGACCACCGAGGUCAAGAUGGCGCUGCACGCCGGCCUCUGGCGCGUCUGCUUCUUUGCAGGUCGGGAGAAGGGGCGCUGCGUGGCUUCAGAAUACUUCCUAGAACCAGAGAUCAACUUGGUGACGGAAAAUACGGAGAAUAUUUUGAAGACUGUGCGCACGGCCACGCCCUUCCCCAUGGUCAGUCUGUUCCUGGUGUUCACCGCCUUUGUCAUCAGCAAUAUCGGCCACAUCCGCCCGCAGAGGACCAUCCUGGCCUUUGUCUCCGGCAUCUUCUUCAUCCUCUCCGGCCUCUCCUUGGUGGUGGGCUUGGUCCUUUACAUCUCCAGCAUCAACGACGAGGUCAUGAACAGGCCCAGCAGCUCGGAGCAGUAUUUCCAUUACCGCUACGGCUGGUCCUUUGCCUUCGCGGCCUCCUCCUUCCUGCUCAAAGAGGGGGCCGGUGUGAUGUCGGUGUACCUGUUCACGAAGCGCUACGCCGAGGAGGAGAUGUACCGCCCGCACCCGGCCUUCUACCGCCCGCGGCUCAGCGACUGCUCCGACUACUCGGGCCAGUUCCUGCAGCCCGAGGCCUGGCGCCGCGGCCGCAGCCCCUCCGACAUCUCCAGCGACGUCUCCAUCCAGAUGACGCAGAACUACCCCCCGGCCAUCAAGUACCCGGACCACCUGCACAUCUCCACCUCGCCCUGCUGAGGCCGGCGCUGAGCCCCACCCUGCCGCCCUGGCCUCCAUCCUCUUCCCCCUCCUGCCCCUCGUCCUCCCUCUCCCACUCUCUCCCACUGAAGGACACCGACCACUGCAAGCAUUUCAGUAGUCCCUCCCCUUUAGGGGCACCGCCCUGCCCCUCGCUGUAGGCCACGCCCUCACACCUCAUUUCAAGAGCUCCUCCCCUUCAGGGGAUGCUGCACCGCCCUAUCGCUCUUCCUCAGUUCAGUAGCCCCGCCCCUUCCCACAACCUCUCCUUCUCACUGGUCCCUUCCAGUUACUCCUCCCCUUUGUCGCCCCGCCCGUUUCCCUAUGCCCCUCCCCCUGGCAACUGGCUCCAGCCAGUGCACGCAUUCAGCGCGCCCAGCAACCCUCCGAGCCUCUGUCCGGCCCUUCGGGGCGCGGGGCUGGAGAGUGUGGUCGGCAGCCGUCUGGAAUGCCGAUCCCCUUCUCCGCUCUGUCCCAGCCCCUCUCGGGGCACAGCAGGCCAGGCCUGGGGUGCUGGCGUGCUGAUGCUGUAGGCCUGGGGAAGUGGCCUGCUCCGCCUCCUCGAUCCCCAGGGUCAUCCCGUUCUUCCUCCCGGGCUGCGCCCUUCGCCUCCUGCAGGGGACCUGCCCUCCGGAGGGUUCUGAGGGGCUCCCUCCUCGCAGCUCCCCCGGCUCCUUUCCUGGCCUCCUCCCAGGCGCUCCCUCCUCCCUCCACCCCGGGGUGCCGGCCCCCCCUCCGUCAGGGGAGGGAGGGGCAGUAGCGGGGGUCCACGCCCCCCACCUCUGUCUUCCACUUUAGGCCCUGCUCCUCCCCACGCCGCUCCACCUCUGUCUCGGAGGCCCUGG
Messenger RNA from Fukomys damarensis (Damara mole-rat), 2053 nucleotides. RefSeq names its product calcium voltage-gated channel auxiliary subunit gamma 7 (gene Cacng7). Gene Ontology annotation, biological process: postsynaptic neurotransmitter receptor diffusion trapping; transmission of nerve impulse; positive regulation of synaptic transmission, glutamatergic. Gene Ontology annotation, cellular component: postsynaptic density membrane; AMPA glutamate receptor complex. The record is from RefSeq and is a predicted model, not a curated record. Lineage: Eukaryota; Metazoa; Chordata; Mammalia; Rodentia; Bathyergidae. Bases 381 to 1208 code for a protein of 275 amino acids. The transcript has 5 exons. Gene Ontology annotation, molecular function: voltage-gated calcium channel activity; channel regulator activity.